AUGGAAGGCUGUUUUUGGUGGAAAGAAAUGGAUUUCAAAAACACAUUAUUGACCGUGAAAACACCAGAAAGCCAGGAGCAGGAUCAUCACUUAAAAGAAAGCAGUCACCCUUCUCCUGAUUCAAGCGACUUCUGCAGGAUUUCUGAUCAAAAACCUUCCGUACCAGCAAUCUGUGGAGUAACGAAAGGUAUGACGAGUUUUGUUCCUUGUUUUAAUUUCACCUGUUAAAAUGAGAAGUGAUUCAACACCCGAAGAAUUGUGUUUAUUAGCAGACAUUAGUACAUUAUUUUCACCUGUCAACUUUAUCUCGAGACACGGAUUUGGCCAGCGAAAUAAUUUUAUAAUCACGACAGUAGGAUAACAGGUUAUCUGUAGCUUCUCAAAAAUUUUAUUUGUUUAGUCUUUUUAUGAAACUUUCUGCAAAACAUAACUGAGUUAAAUAUCUUUGACUUCAGAAUUAACCGUCACUCAAGUGAACAAAAUAGCUGCCUGAUAACGUAAAUCGUUUCCAAGUCAGUUCUACGAACCUUGUCUUGCUAGUUUAAAUUAUCUCGGGAUGCCGGAAACGCAAUUGCACUCCUGAAGUUUCGAACUUGAGAAAUUCUAUGUCGCACAUUAAAAGUAACAACACAACGGCUCUUUUAGGAGCCAUCAAGUUUAAUAUGUUAUGGCUGAUACAAAGUUAAGCUUAUGUAUCUUUAUAAUAACAUCGCUAAAACCAAUUUUUUUCUGAACGAUUUCUAAAUUGAUGCCAGAAGAAUCUGCUGCGAAACGACUUCGAUAUGCAGCGAAAUGACUUUGUAGCGAAACGACCGGUCAGCCAACCACGUGUAUGCAUUAAUAGGUGUCUCGUAAUUUCGCUACAAAGUUACAGUAAACUGUGAUCUAUAAUUUCUUGCUCUAUUAAUGAAUUAGGUUAAAAUAUUUCCAUAGUUAUUUUACGUGUUCAAAUGGGGAAUGAAGUGAGCUAAUAUGUUAUCGCAUACAUCAAUUUUGGAAAAAAAUGGAGGCGAAUCAACUAAACAGGAGUGCAGCGAAUUCUUGGUAUCAAUUGUGUGAUACAUUUCUCGGCCGGGCUUACUAAACGUUAUUGUACUUUUUUUUUUAUUCAGAGGCAGAUCUGAAGGAAAGUUCUAACAAGGUUAAAUCCAACAAAUCCCGAUCGUCUUUCUCAGUGGCACAGGUGUUGCACCUGGAGAGAGUGUUUGACCGUCAGAAAUAUCUGGGCUCCAGAGACAGACAAAAAAUUGCAGAGCAACUACAAAUGACUGAAGCACAGGUAACACAGUGGCAUCGAUAAUGUAAGGGGAGGGGAGGGGAGGGGAACGAGGGACCACAAUCACAAUCAGACAGUUUUAGUCAUCGAAUUUCGGGGAUGACUGGAGGGAUGUGUGAGUUACAGACUAAGGCAGAUUCUUCAAAUGACGGACAGCCUAGACGUGGAUAACGCAUUUGCUCUAAGCGUCGAAUCAAGUCAAGUCAAUUUUAUUUAAACUCACACAGAAUAAUGAUUAAUACAAAUUAGUGCUUUGGAAUAUAAAAUCGUGAGAUUGUGAAGGAAAAGAAAUUUUCAAUUGUAGGUUCAUUGUGCAGAGUUUGAGACACCUAAAUAGUUCGUGGAACUAAGCGAGUAGGGAGCUCAUGAGAUAACUCAGUUUAAGAUACUUAGAACACUGAUCUCCAUCAUCUUCUUGUUCUACUUCUGCAGGUGAAAACUUGGUUCCAAAACAGACGAAUGAAACAAAAGAGGAAGCGAUCGGAAGACGCUGAGAGGAGAGCCAAACUUGCCUUCAUCAACAGUUUAGCAUGGCCCCUGAACAGUGGUUACCAUGGUUACCAACCAUCCUAUGACUGUCAUUCUCCUACGUAUCCCGACACACCUCUCGUGCUGAGGUCAGAGCUUCACCCAAAGUACGCAUGCCCGCCGGCCUCGCCUUGGAGUGGUCUGCCUCCCUACUCGCCACCACCACCACCACCGCCAUAUUGGGCAAGAUACCCAGGAACAUACUGA
Molecule: messenger RNA, 2011 nt
Organism: Porites lobata
Lineage: Eukaryota; Metazoa; Cnidaria; Anthozoa; Scleractinia; Poritidae
Source: the annotation of a GenBank genome assembly